Molecule: messenger RNA, 2369 nt
Organism: Drosophila serrata
Lineage: Eukaryota; Metazoa; Arthropoda; Insecta; Diptera; Drosophilidae
Gene: Su(var)2-10
Product: E3 SUMO-protein ligase Su(var)2-10
Biological process (GO): protein sumoylation; regulation of transcription by RNA polymerase II
Cellular component (GO): chromatin
Molecular function (GO): transcription coregulator activity; zinc ion binding; SUMO ligase activity
Source: RefSeq, a predicted model, not a curated record
UGAGUACACUGUCAGUGCUUGCGGAGACGCCGCGUUAAAUUUUUUUUGUUGUGCUCGCGAACGGUUCAAAAAAGCAAAAGUUUAUUGUUUUUGAGUGCUCUCGAGUCCGCAAAUGCUUUGCUGACUGCGCAACGCCGUGAGGAUAGAAAAUAACAGUAAUGCGAAAGACCCGCUCGCAGACGGCUCGCACGCAGGCGGAAAAUGCCGCUACUUCUACGGGGCCCGGACAGCAAUCAGCAGCAUUGGUGCCGACGGCAGUGAACACCUUUGAUGCGGGCAAAUACAAGGAAUGUGAGCAAAUGGUGCAGAUGCUACGUGUGGUAGAGCUGCAAAAAAUCUUGUCGUUUCUGAACAUCUCCUUCGCUGGACGAAAAACCGAUCUGCAGAGCCGAAUUCUGGCCUUUCUGCGCACCAACUUGGAACUGCUCGCCCCGAAGGUUCAGGAAGUCUACGCCCAGUCCGUGCAAGAGCAAUCCGCCACACUGCAGUACAUAGAUCCAACCAGGAUGUACUCACACAUCCAGCUGCCGCCCGCCGUGCAGCAGAAUCAGAUGGGACUGGUAGGAGGGGCCGGCGGCCAGGUGCCGGGCGGCCAGAUACCCGUGGUCGGCGGCGCGCCUUUCUUACCCACGCACAGCAUUAACAACACGCUGCCCAUCCAUCCCGACGUGCGCCUGAAAAAGCUCGCCUUCUACGAUGUUCUCGGCACACUCAUUAAGCCAUCCACACUGGUACCUCGCAACACGCAACGUGUCCAAGAGGUGCCAUUUUAUUUCACUCUUACACCACAGCAGGCGACAGAAAUAGCCUCAAAUCGGGAUAUUCGCAACAGCUCAAAAGUUGAGCAUGCCAUCCAAGUGCAACUACGCUUCUGCUUGGUUGAGACCUCGUGCGAUCAGGAAGACUGCUUUCCGCCGAAUGUAAAUGUGAAGGUCAACAAUAAGCUGUGCCAGCUGCCUAAUGUCAUUCCUACAAACCGACCAAAUGUGGAGCCGAAGCGUCCGCCUCGUCCCGUCAAUGUCACCUCCAAUGUUAAGCUGUCGCCAACCGUCACGAACACCAUCAUGGUGCAGUGGUGUCCAGACUACACGCGCAGCUACUGCCUAGCGGUCUAUCUGGUGAAGAAGCUCACCUCAGCACAGCUCCUUCAGCGCAUGAAAACAAAGGGUGUCAAACCGGUAGACUACACGCGGGCCUUAAUCAAGGAGAAGCUGACAGAGGAUGCAGACUGCGAGAUAGCCACAACCAUGCUUAAGGUGUCUCUCAAUUGCCCAUUGGGUAAGAUGAAGAUGCUACUGCCUUGCCGGGCCUCCACCUGCUCGCAUCUGCAGUGCUUCGACGCAAGUUUAUACCUGCAAAUGAAUGAGCGUAAGCCCACCUGGAAUUGUCCCGUCUGCGAUAAGCCGGCCAUUUACGACAACUUGGUCAUAGACGGGUAUUUUCAGGAGGUGCUGAACUCAACAUUGCUCAAGAGCGAUGACACAGAGAUCCAGCUGCAUCAGGAUGGAUCCUGGAGCACACCAGGGUUGCGUAGCGAGGCGCAGAUCCUUGAUACUCCAUCAAAGCCUGUACAGAAAGUUGAGGUCAUAUCAGACGAUAUAGAACUCAUAACGGACGAUGCCAAGCCAGUGAAGAGCGACUUGUCCCCAGCACCGGACGAACAGCCAACGUCCACGUCGAACAGUGAAACUGUUGAUUUGACUUUGAGCGAUUCCGACGACGACAUGCCGCUGGCCAAGCGUCGUCCACCUGCAAAGCAAGCCGUUGCCAGUUCCACGUCGAACGGCAGCGGAAGCGGCCAACGUGCUUAUACGCCGGGACAGCAGCCCCAGCAAUCUGAGUCCCCAGACCUGCAGCAGGCCCGACACCAAUCGCCGUCAGAGAUGCAGCAAGUCUUAGAUCAGCAACUGCAACUGCAGCAGCUGCAGCAGCAACAGCUCGAACAGCCGGGAACGGCAGCAGCCGUUCAUGCCUCCCUCCUGGAAUCCUUGGCUGCUGCGGUGGCGGAUCAAAAGCAUUUCCAACUGUUGGAUCUAGCUGCCGUUGCGGCUGCUGCAGCUGCCACAGCCUCCGCAUCCUCCUCCGGCCAGAGUCAGAAUGCCGGUCCCUAGGCAGCACCACCACCCACAUCCUACUACGCAUGUAUCGCACAUCUCACAGCCCGCACUUCAUUCUUAUUGUCAUCCAGUCUUUGAUUUGGUUUAUCCUGCUUCUGUUUUCGUUCGCUCCUCUUCUCGCGCGGCGACCCCUGACCAGAUCUUACCUCAGAGGCUAUUGCUAUUCGUUGCCGUUUCCAUCCUUCCAUCACUUUCACACGCUUUCAAUCGUGAUUAAUCGCAAACAACCAACUGAUGCUACAUAACUCUUGU